Molecule: messenger RNA, 942 nt
Organism: Physeter macrocephalus (sperm whale)
Lineage: Eukaryota; Metazoa; Chordata; Mammalia; Artiodactyla; Physeteridae
Product: protein FAM78A-like
Exons: 1
Coding region: 616-942 (108 amino acids)
Source: RefSeq, a predicted model, not a curated record
GGCGCCGACGGGGAUCCGCGCCGCGCUCCUCGGGGACCCCGCGGGAGCCGGGCGCUCGCCUCCCGGAAGCCACCGAGGGCGCCCAGACCUCGGCGGAUUGAACAGAAACUGCUCUUCCAUUGAUUCGGCCGGGCUGGGCGAGCGGCCGGGUGCGUGUGCCCCGAGCGCGUGCGGAAGGCAGAAGGGAAGGAAGUCGGUCUUCUGCAACGAGGGUGGCGGCACCGCGCAGGCGACGGAGCCUUCCUUAUUUAUGUGCCUGCCGGCAUUUGCCUUCUUCGCCCCAAGACUUCAGGGAGCGUCUCUGAGCCGCGUUCCCCGCGUGUGAGGCACAGGAGGAAGGGCUGGAUGUCUGAACAACAUGAUUACCCAUUAACCUCCAAACUUUUCCUUUUUUAACCCAAAGAAUAUCGGUGAUUUUUGUCCACUGCUAGCAGAAGAAGAGAGAACCCGGGGCCCUUGAAACGCAGCAAAAUCCUUAUUUAUAAUCAGGCCCGAGGUAGUGAUAUGCAAACCCCCUCUACUCAGUGAAUUUUCUAUCCUAUGGAUAUCAGUCUUGAGAUUUGAGAUUGGAGAGCUGUACUGUCUGCACUGGGUCCGGCAGCCUCCGUCCUUUCAAUGCCCGAUUUUCUCUGGGACUGCUGGCCUUCCCUGGGGAUCAGAGCCGUACUGUGUGCCAUGGGCUGUAUUCAGAGCAUCGGGGGCAAAGCCAGAGUCUUCCGGGAAGGCAUCACGGUGAUCGAUGUCAAGGCCUCUAUCGAUCCCAUCCCCACCAGCAUCGAUGAGUCCUCCAGCGUGGUGCUCCGCUACCGGACACCCCACUUCCGUGCCUCGGCCCAGGUGGUCAUGCCGCCUAUCCCCAAGAAGGAGACCUGGAUAGUUGGCUGGAUUCAGGCGUGCAGCCACAUGGAGUUCUACAACCAGUAUGGGGAACAGGGCAUGUGA